This is a messenger RNA of Onychomys torridus (southern grasshopper mouse), 2085 nucleotides long. RefSeq lists its product as uncharacterized. Bases 1 to 2085 code for a protein of 694 amino acids. Gene Ontology annotation, molecular function: aspartic-type endopeptidase activity. The record is from RefSeq and is a predicted model, not a curated record. Gene Ontology annotation, biological process: virion assembly; proteolysis. The transcript has 4 exons. NCBI's taxonomy places the organism in Eukaryota, Metazoa, Chordata, Mammalia, Rodentia, Cricetidae.
AUGGGACAGACUGUCACCACCCCCUUGAGCCUUACGCUUGACCACUGGUCGGACGUGAAGGCACGAGCCAACAACAAGGGAAUGGUGGUCAAAAAGAAUAAAUGGAUUACCCUCUGCGAGGCCGAAUGGGUCAUGAUGAAUAUAGGAUGGCCUCGCGAGGGAACCUUUAACAUCAGUCUUAUUUCACAGGUAGAGGGAAGAGUCUUUGCCCCAGGUCCACAGGGCCACCCGGACCAAGUCCCAUACAUCUCCGUAUGGAGGCUCCUGGCGACAGAACCCCUUCCAUGGGUUAGGCCAUUCCUCUCCCCUCCGACGCCCCGGGGCACCCCCCCAACGGCACCGCCGCCCCCCCUUGCCUCCCCUACCUCCUCCCUUUACCCUGUUCUCCCACGAAAGGAUUCUCCUAAGACCCCUGUUCUCCCCCCCGACCCCAAUUCACCUCUUAUUGACCUCAUGACAGAAGACCCACCACCUUACCCAGCCCCCAUGGCGAUGUUGGAACCACCGCUGGCGGCCCCUGAACAUCCUCCGCAGAGAGGGUCAGAUGAUGAGACUCCGGCCACCUCCCCAAUUGCUGGUCGCCUACGAGGCAAACGUGACGAACCAGCCAAGGAAUCCAGAGUCUUUCCUCUCCGGGAGGGCCCUAAUCAUCAGCUCCAAUAUUGGCCCUUCUCGGCCUCUGACCUUUACAAUUGGAAACAACAUAACCCCCCCUUCUCUAGGGACCCUGUUGCCUUGACUAACCUGAUUGAGUCUAUUUUAGUGACCCACCAGCCCACAUGGGACGACUGUCAGCAGUUGCUGCAGACCCUCCUGACGGUGGAGGAAAAGCAGCGAGUCUUCUUGGAGGCUCGGAAGCAGGUUCCUGGAGAUGAUGGAAGACCCACCCAGUUGCCUAAUGUCAUUGAUGCAGCCUUUCCCCUCACCCGCCCAAACUGGGACUUCACGACCCCCGAAGGUAGGGAGCACCUACGUCUCUAUCGCCAGUUGCUCUUAGCAGGUCUCCGAGGGGCUGCUAGGCGCCCCACCAAUUUGGCUCAGGUUAGAAGCACGAUCCAGGGAAAGGAGGAGACUCCAGCAGCCUUUCUAAAGAGACUCAAAGAGGCCUAUCAAAUGUAUACCCCAUAUGAUCCGGAGGAUCCAGGUCAGGCACCGAGCGUUAUCUUGUCCUUCAUCUAUCAAUCAAGUCCAGAUAUAAGGGCCAAGUUACAGAGACUAGAGGGAUUGUAUUCGUUCAGUUUGUCAGAUAUAUUGAGAGAGGCAGAGAAAGUGUUCAAUAAAAGGGAAACUCCCAAAGAGCGGGAGGAGAGGAUGUGGCAAAAACAGGAAGAGAGAGAGAAAAAGCGUCAUAGGGAAAUAAGUAAAGUCCUGGCCGCUGUAGUAUCACAGGGACAGGGACAGCCAGUGACCUUCCUAGUGGAUACCGGGGCUCAACAUUCAGUCCUGACUCAUACCGGAGGCUCUCUCAGUGACCGUACAGCUUUGGUCCAGGGGGCCACAGGUAGCAGGAGAUAUCAAUGGACCACUGAAAGAAAGGUUCAGCUGGCAUCUGGACAGGUAACCCACUCUUUUCUACAUAUACCCGAUUGCCCUCACCCAUUGUUGGGCCGAGACCUGCUGACUAAACUCAAGGCUCAGAUCUAUUUUGAUGACAAAGGGUCAACUGUUACGGGGCCCAAAGGGACCCCCUUACAAGUCCUAGCCCUGAACUUAGAAGAGGAAUACCGCCUGUUUGAAUCUGAGCCCUCUAAGGAACCCCCGCAGGGGAUGCAGAACUGGUUGAAGGAAUUUCCCUCGGCAUGGGCAGAGACUGGCGGCAUGGGGCUGGCACACGACCAACCCCCACUUGUUAUACAGUUAAAAGCUACCGCCACCCCCAUUUCAAUCAAACAAUAUCCCAUGUCCCGGGAAGCCCAUGAGGGCAUUAAACCACACAUUCGGAGGCUCUUGGACCAGGGAAUACUUAUGCCCUGUCGAUCCCCUUGGAAUACCCCCCUCCUGCCUGGGUUUAAGAACAGCCCGACCCUCUUUGAUGAAGCCCUACACUCAGACCUGGCCGAGUUCCGGGUCGAACACCCGGCCUGA